Molecule: messenger RNA, 2118 nt
Organism: Magnolia sinica
Lineage: Eukaryota; Viridiplantae; Streptophyta; Magnoliopsida; Magnoliales; Magnoliaceae
Product: serine/threonine-protein kinase STY13-like
Exons: 2
Coding region: 550-1788 (412 amino acids)
Biological process (GO): protein phosphorylation
Molecular function (GO): ATP binding; protein kinase activity
Source: RefSeq, a predicted model, not a curated record
AUGAGAAACGAUGACUCGCUUAUUUCUUUCUCUACUGGUCGUCUCGUCUCCGCGUCUUUAAAAGGGCGUAAUCGCACCUCGAAAAACCCCAUCUCCACUCGCUUUUCUCCCUCGAUCUCGAUUCAUCCUCGCCGAAUCGUCUAUCUUCCUCCGAUCUCAACCAUCCUUUCGGAAUAUCCCUCUCGAUCGAGGUACGUAUCGUUAAAAUCGGUGAUUCGACGGUCCGGAUCGGAGGCUUCCCCUUUCCGAGGGUCUCCUCUUCCGAUUCUAGGGCUUUCUUGGUUUUCUGCGCUUUUCCUUUCGUUUUUGGUGGAGAAAUGGAAAUUUAGGGUUUUAUUCUUCGGAUUCCUGGGGUUUUGCUUUUUCUCAAGUUCUUUUAGGGUUUUAUUGGGAAUUACAGCAUCAGAUGCUGAGAAGAAACUGGGAUUCGAAGUAAUUUGGAGAUUUCUAGGCUUUUUGCUAGGGUUUCAGCUGCAAAAACUGAUGCUGAAGAAGUAAGAGUUUCAUUUUCUUUUCUUUUUUUGGAGAUUUUGAUUUGAAGUGGGAAAGAUGGAGGGUCCGAAAUUCCCUGGGAGUAUUAUUGGUAAUAACAAUGAGAACAACUUCUACGACUUCACCCAAGGGUUCUACCAGAAGCUUGGGGAGGGCUCCAACAUGUCGAUUGACAGUGUUGGGAGCCUGCAGACAGCCGGCGGCGGUUCUGUCUCGAUGUCUGUUGAUAACAGCAGCGUUGGCUCUAAUGAUUCCCACACCCGCAUAUUAAACCACCCUGGGUUGCAUGCUGUCACGAAUAACUACUCUGUUGGGCACAGCGUCCUUCGCCCUGGGAAAGUCUCACAUGCUCUAAGCGAUGAUGUGUUGGCCCAAGCUUUGAUGGACAACAGAUUCACCACAGAAGGGCUUGAGAAUUAUGACGAGUGGACGAUUGAUCUGAGGAAACUUAAUAUGGGCAUGGCCUUCGCACAGGGGGCAUUUGGGAAGCUUUAUAAGGGCACUUAUAAUGGAGAAGAUGUUGCUAUUAAGAUAUUGGAAAGGCCUGAGAACAGUCCGGAGCGGGCACAGUUGAUGGAGCAGCAGUUUGCGCAAGAAGUAAUGAUGCUUGCAACACUAAAGCAUCCAAACAUUGUGAGGUUUAUUGGGGCAUGCCGGAAACCAAUGGUCUGGUGUAUUGUGACUGAGUAUGCUAAAGGUGGUUCAGUUCGGCAGUUCUUGAUGAGACGGCAGAACAGGUCAGUGCCAUUGAAGCUGGCAGUCAAGCAGGCUUUGGAUGUUGCAAGGGGGAUGGCAUAUGUGCACGGCCUGGGGUUUAUUCAUAGGGAUCUAAAGUCAGACAACUUGUUGAUUUUUACCGACAAAUCGAUCAAAAUUGCGGAUUUUGGGGUGGCAAGGAUCGAGGUGCAGACGGAGGGGAUGACACCAGAGACGGGAACGUACCGUUGGAUGGCUCCGGAGAUGAUCCAGCACAGGCCAUACAACCAGAAAGUUGACGUGUAUAGCUUUGGUAUUGUCCUGUGGGAGCUCAUAACUGGCAUGCUUCCCUUCCAAAACAUGACCGCUGUCCAGGCCGCCUUUGCAGUCGUCAACAAGGGUGUAAGGCCAAUCAUACCCCACGACUGUCUGCCAGUGCUCGGCGAGAUCAUGACCCGUUGCUGGGAUGCCAAUCCUGAAGUCCGCCCGCCCUUUGCUGAGGUUGUUCGGAUGCUUGAGAAUGCUGAAACUGAGAUCAUGACCACCGUCCGCAAGGCCCGUUUCCGGUGUUGCAUGACGCAACCAAUGACUGCUGACUGAAAAGAGGUGAAUUCAUCGAUCCCCCUGUGUAUCUAUCGUAUUUUCUUUGGAUAGGAAAGAAAAAGAAAGAAUAGUCACUUGGACUGCUGGUUUCUGGUCUUUUACUGGACUGCUGCUGAAAAUAGAGAUUUGAUUGUGUAUCCCUGCUGCCAUAUAUGUGAGCUUUAGUUGCUUUGCGUAGCAGAAGCUUCCUAUCAGAUCCCUUUGGUUUUACUUUUUUCUUGUUGUUGUUGGAUACUCUGUUGUAUUAAGUUGUUACGGCUUAUUUCAUCUUUCCCUAAACAUGGAAAAUUUUCUUCUAUCAAUAUAAGUAUGCAGUUUGAGAGAAAA